This is a messenger RNA of Miscanthus lutarioriparius, 1293 nucleotides long. Lineage: Eukaryota; Viridiplantae; Streptophyta; Magnoliopsida; Poales; Poaceae. The record is from the annotation of a GenBank genome assembly.
AUGUCUGCCGCCGCCGCCGCCGCCGCCCCCACCGUCGUGAAAUCGGCUCCGGAGCUCAUCGCGCCAGCGGGGCCAACCCCCGGCGGCACCCUCCCACUGUCCUCCAUCGACAAGACCGCGGCGGUCCGCGUGUCAGUGGAUUUCAUCCAGGUUUUCCCCCCGGCCGCAGGAGCCGGCGGGGACCAAGACGCCGCCGUGGCCGCGAUGCGCGACGGCUUCGCGAAGGCGCUGGUGCCGUACUACCCGGUGGCCGGCCGCAUCGCGGACGCGAGCCCCGGGGAGCCCGUCGUGGACUGCACUGGGCAGGGCGUCUGGUUUGUGGAGGCCGCUGCGAGCUGCGCGCUCGCCGACGUGAACUACCUCGAGCGCCCUCUGCUCAUCCCCAAGGAGGAGCUCCUCCCGCGCCCUCCCCCCGAGGAGAAGCUCGAGGACCUCGUCCUCGUGGCUCGGGUGACCAAGUUCACCUGCGGCGGGUUCGCGGUCGGGAUCUGCUUCAGCCACCUGGUGUUCGACGGGCAGGGCGCGGCGCAGUUCCUCAAGGCGGCUGGCGAGAUGGCGCGGGGGCUGCCGGCGCCGUCGAUCGCGCCGGUCUGGGACCGCGACGCGAUCCCGGACCCGCCUAAGCUGCCGCGCGGCCCCCCGCCGUCGUUCACGGCGUUCAGCUUCGUGACCCAGGUGGUCGAGAUCUCGCCGGAGAGCAUCGCGCGCAUCAAGGACGAGUUCAAGGACGCGACGGGGCAGACCUGCUCCACCUUCGACGCUGUCACGGCGGUGGUGUUCAAGUGCCGCGCGCUGGCGAUGGCGCUCCCCGACGACGCCGAGGUCCGGCUCGGCUUCGCCGCCAGCACGCGGCACCUCCUCCACGGCGUGCUGCCGUCGGUGGACGGCUACUACGGCAACUGCGUGUACCCCGUGGGCAUCACCCGGACCAGCAAGGCGAUCCGUGAGGCGUCGCUUCCGGAGGUGGUCGGCGUCAUGCGGGAGGCCAAGGAGGCGCUCACGACGCGCUUCACGGACUGGAUGCGCGGCGGCGCCAAGGACGACCACUACAACGUGCCGCUGGACUACGGCACGGUGACGGUGUCGGACUGGAGCCGCGUCGGGUUCAACGAGGUGGAUUACGGCUUCGGCGAACCGGGGUACGUCUUCACGCUCAAUGACGACGUCAACAUCGUCGCGUCGGUGAUCUACCUCAAACCGCCCGCGCCUAAGCGCGGCAUCCGGCUCAUGCUCCGCUGCGUUGAGGAACCUCACGUUGCGGCGUUCGCCGACGAGCUCGCCAAGUUCGCGUAG